This is a messenger RNA of Lodderomyces orthopsilosis Co 90-125, 3111 nucleotides long. It is a transcript of the gene ZCF29, whose product is annotated as Zcf29p. The transcript has a single exon. Gene Ontology annotation, molecular function: DNA-binding transcription factor activity, RNA polymerase II-specific; DNA binding; zinc ion binding. Gene Ontology annotation, cellular component: nucleus. Bases 1 to 3111 code for a protein of 1036 amino acids. NCBI's taxonomy places the organism in Eukaryota, Fungi, Ascomycota, Pichiomycetes, Serinales, Debaryomycetaceae. The record is from RefSeq and is a predicted model, not a curated record. Gene Ontology annotation, biological process: DNA-templated transcription; positive regulation of transcription by RNA polymerase II.
AUGGGAAAGUUACGGGCGAGGGUGUCCAAAGUUUGUGACUUUUGCAAAAAGAGAAAAGUCAAGUGUGAUUUGGGAAAUCCUUGUUCCACGUGUAUCAAAUACAAGAGGAGUCCUUGUGUUUACUCGGAACUAUUGGGGAAUGAAGAUAUUACAGAUGAUGAACCACGAAGGAAGUAUACAUCUACACAAAAGAAUGACAGCGUCAAAGACGGAAGAUUCAAUAACCCUAAUUCUCUAUUCUCACCAAAAUCAGCUUCCCUUGAUGGACCGGUGCUGGCAAAUGGUUUUAUGUCCAAGCCAUUGACACCAGAUGGUGCAAGUAUAGAUACUGUACACGAUGAGUUGUCGUUUCUCAAACUGAAACUACAGUCUUUGGAACAGCAAUUGAAUACUCAACAACAACCACAUAAAUCAUCAGAAGGAAGGGCCUCGGUGCAACUGCAACUGCAACUGCUGUUGCUGCAACAACUGCCAUUACUGCUAGACCCACUCAAACAAACUCCUGAUGGUAAAACUUACACAUAUUCACCAACCAAUCCCAGUUUGUCGCUGAUUGAUCCAAUGGAUCUAUAUGGCCUCAAUCCUAUAGAAUCUGAGAACGAAUGGAUCAACUUUAUAACCGGUUACAAUCCAAUACAGAAUAGAGAGCCAGUCAGUAGAAAACAUUAUGGUCCUUUAUCGUGGGUUACGUUGUUAAAAAUUGACAAUGCAGUGGCUGCUAUUUGGACACAGAUGGAGCAUAUAAAGAAACAAUACAAAGUACGUGCUGGCACCCAUUUCAUUCCCCCAGGUGACAACCCAACACAAGUUGAAAAAGACUUUUCUGAAAAGGCAUAUAAAGACGAUGGUGAACAUGACGUGAAGUUGUUCAGAGAAACCGAAGUCAAAGCCGGUUCCAAAAAAGUCGUGACCCAAGAACAGUUGAAUGAAAAGGCCAAGUCAUUGGGCUUGUCAUUUUACAAAGGCGGAUUGGAUGAGGAGUUGGAAUUGGUGGAAAAGAUUAGAUUGGUAUUGCCAAAACAAAAUGUCAUAUGGAAAUUGUACAAGAGGUUUUUUACACAUUUAUAUCUUGCCAUACCAUUAAUAGAUGAAACUGCUAUGAAGGAACAAAUACAAAGGCUUAUUGGUCCAGAAGGCUACCAGGAUAUUAAUGUCACUGUAAAGGUUGAAAAGAAGUUGGAUUUUGCUUACUUGGGAUUGCUAUUGAUUAUGAUGAGGUUUAGCUACGUGUCGCUCUUCUCACACGACUCGACAAUUAACGAAAUCAACUUUCAAACAAACAACCCUGAGCCAAAAGCUCAGCAGAUCAAAUUUUUAUUGAACAAUCCAAUUGACAUUGAUGUUAUUGACGUUGCACAAUUAUGUUUAAACCAAUUUGAUAUGAUGAGGUGCGCCAACAUGGCGAUUAUGCAAUUGGCACUAAUGACGAGACUUUACCACAUGUACGCUCCUGAGCUAGGUGAUGGUGUUGAUGGUGGUGAUGCAAUAGUAUUCAACGCCACAUUGAUUCAAAUGGCAAGGUCGCUAGGUCUUCAUCGUGAUCCUGAUUUAUUCCCUGAGACGUUCAAGGAUCUAAGACAAAACAACUUGGCAAGGAAGAUUUGGUAUUACGUGUUGAUUUUAGAUUUCAAUAAUGCAAUGAAUGAAGGAGCCACUGUAUCGGCAUCUUUUAAUUCCUUUGACACCAAAACACCACUCUAUGUUCCGGGUUGUGAGAAUGUUGAAGAUGCUGAAAUUGAAAAGAUUGCAUGCUCUUGCUAUCCCAGUUUUGACUAUGUUUACGAACCAAUGAGUGAGAUGUUUGCUUCGGUAUUUAAAGUUAGAGGUGAAGUUAAUAUGGCAGAUUUGAUGAAAAGGAUGAAUUUCAUGGAGUCCCAUUUCAAAGAACAAUACGGUCUUGUGCCACAGAUGUAUACUACUGUUUGCGAUGGUUCUAAUGAUGCAAUGCCAAACACUCUCAAGUUGAAGAUCUACUUCACUGGUACAUUCCUUGUUGCUUCAAUGCACUUUCACAUAUUCAACUACUACGAGAGGAAGAGAAACAUAAACUUGUCAUACUACUAUAUCAAAAAGAUUAUGCUGAUUAUUGUGCAUGAAGUUAUGCCUUGCUUUAUUGAAUGUAUUCGUCACAAGAAAAACGUGUUUAGAAACUCAACCGAUAUGAUUGCUAGCCCAAGCUUUAUUACUGUUGCUCAUAAAUCGUUGAUAAUGUUGUUUUCAUUCCAUCUCAGGCUUAAAUACUGGAUCCAUGAUUUACAAAAGAGAUACGACCACAGUACGAAAAUGAGACUGUAUGACCUUGCUGACCAUGCUUACAAGACCAAUUUCCAGAAAUUAGUACACUUGGCUGAUUUGGUGGAUAAAUGCAUGGGUCAUUUCCGCGAUGGGGUUGCUCGGUUAUCACAAAGGUACUACUAUGCGUGGCGAGUGACAAAGGCGCAAAAUUUCCUUAAGCAACUGUUGAGCGACAAAUUCUUUGAAACAUACCUGCCAACGUUCACUACCCAACCAUUUAGUUCUGAGAUGUUAAGUCAAUUGGAGCAACUCUUCGAAGUGUCGUUAAGUAAAGUUGAGCAAAGCAAGAACCAACACAAGAUGGAAAAGAGACGCAAAUUGAAUGAUUCCAAAGCGCAAGCAAAACAACAAGAUGAUGAUGUUUCAAUGGAGGAAGAGUUGGAAAAUAAUGUCAAUUCAUUCAUCAAUGGUAAUGUCAGUUUGAGAAAACAUGAAAAUUCGGUAAGUUCGACAGGAUCAACUACAUCUGAUAGUGAAUAUAAACCAAAUGAUCAGGUCGAUACCAUUUGGUUGCAAAUGAUGAACAUGAAGAAUAACGAGGAUCCAAUAAGCAGAAUAAAUGAUCCAGCAAUGAACCUAAUGUAUAGUGCUACGCCUCCUUUCCUCAGUCAAAUGGAUGGUGAUAAUUCUGGUGGUGUUCCUUUUAGUCCUGGAGUUCUUGGAGGACUUGGUGGUACCAGUUUUAGCUCUACUGGAGUUUCAGUUGGUGCUGGUGGUCAAGGAGGAGCAACUGGAGGAUAUAAUUCAUUUGAAUUGAACCAUGGUGAGAUGUUUGAAAAUUUCCCUAUUGAUGAACUUUUCAAAGAUUUCCUUUAA